AUAAGUGCAAAAAUAAGAUUUAUCCCACGCUUAAUAUCUUUCCCUUGUCUCUCAAAUGUAAAGAAUGACAUAGUCCUUCGUCCUCCGUGCUUCGUUUCAGAUCCAUCGGAGAUGGCUUCGAAUCUCGCUCGUCGGAUGAUCCGUCGCCCUCCUGCAGGCAUGAGCACUGCUUACUUGGCGUUGAAGGUGAAGUCAUUGUUGGCAGUGUGGGCGUCGGGGCUUGUGGCAGCGUCGGAGAGGAGAUUGAGGGAAUGCCGAAGAAGCACCGCAAGAAUUUUAAGAAUGUCGAGAACACACCACAAGAACUUUAGAAACGUCAAGGACACACUGCUCUGUUAUCAGAUGAUAAAACCCUAAGGCUUUAUCUAAGAAAAUAGAUAGUGAUUUGAUCGCUUCGAGAGAAUCAACCUCCUUUUGAUCGCUUCAAGAGGAUCAACCUCCAAGCUAGCCAAAGGCUUUGAAUUGUAUUUGAUUGUUUGAGAAAAGUAGCCAAAGGCAUUACAUAUAUAUAGUGUUAUUAAUCCUUAGCCAACUAGGACUAGGAUUUCUAAUAAAUAGCAAUUCCUAAUUUGCUAUAUCAAAGGACUCCUAAAACUCAAAAACUCCUACCAUAACUAGGAAAAACUAAAUAGGAAAAUAAAGAUUAAUAUCAAAUCCCUAAAAUUAAGGACUCCUAAAAGUAAGGAAUCCUUACAUGCACUUGUAAACUUGGGGCAUGAUGAUUUCACAAAAUUUUCUAACUGUACAGGAUGCAGCUGAUUUUUAAGUUCUCUUAUAGUUACAAAGGACUAUGUAAUGAUUAUUUUCUGAAUUUUCUGAAAAUUUUGGUCAUGACACCAAUCCCACUUUACUAUGCUAGAGUAUGAUUUAUUUUUCAGCAAGCAAUUUGAUGUUUAUGCUUUCUUGUUAUUGUGGCUUUGUAUUUUAUUCCCCCAAUAUGUUCCAAUUACUUCUCUUUAGAAUGCUGGUGAACUUGUUUGGGUUCUUUUGGUCAAAUGCACUCAUACUGAUGAUUUCUGAUUUAGAAGCAUAUAUAAUGCCUAACCAUUGCCAAGUUGGAUUCUACUGUGUAACUUGAUGCAUUUACUUUGAUUUUUUAAUCUGUUUUCUAUAGGUCCGUCAAAGUACCGAAUACUCUUAUCAUCAUCACCUUUCUUGCAGGCAUUGUUCCUCUUGAGAAGUAAUGGACAUGUUUGGCACUUUAGCCAUCAGAUUCUCCUAGGUGGCUCUAUCUGUGCAAAGCCUAUGAGGGAAGCUACAACAUUUCUCCCAAGAGCCUCCUCUUACCUAUUAUGGAGUAGGUCAUUUGCUUCUGAGAGCGGUGACCUUGUAGAUGCUGUUGUUCCAUUCAUGGGUGAAUCUAUAACUGAUGGGACUUUAGCAACUUUCCUGAAGAAACCUGGUGACAGGGUUGAAGUUGAUGAACCAAUUGCCCAGGUUGAAACUGACAAGGUGACUAUUGAUGUAGCUAGUCCUGAAGCUGGCAUUAUCCAAAAGUUCAUUGCCAAAGAAGGGGAUACAGUCACUCCAGGAACAAAGGUUGCUGUUAUCUCCAAGUCUGCUCCAGCAGACACUCAUGUUGCUCCAUCAGAUGAAAAAGUAGGUAAAGAUACUACAUCUCCUGCGAAGAAGGAGAAAAUUGAUAAACAAAUGCCAAAAGUGGAAGCUCUCAUCAAAGAGAAGCCAAAAACACCAUCCCUCCCACCUCCCAAAGCUUCACCUUCAGAACCUCAGCUACCUCCUAAAGAAAGAGAAAGACGAGUUCCUAUGCCAAGACUAAGAAAAAGGGUUGCAACACGUUUGAAGGAUUCACAGAAUACGUUUGCAAUGCUGACUACUUUUAACGAAGUUGACAUGACUAAUCUGAUGAAGCUCCGUUCUGAUUAUAAAGAUGCCUUUGUGGAAAAGCAUGGUGUGAAGUUGGGACUUAUGUCUGGUUUUGUCAAGGCUGCUGUUUCUGGACUUCAAAACCAGCCAAUAAUUAAUGCAGUCAUUGAUGGUGAUGAUAUUAUAUACAGGGAUUACAUCGAUGUCAGCAUAGCUGUUGGUACACCUAAGGGCCUUGUGGUUCCAGUAAUCCGUAAUGCUGAUAGAAUGAAUUUUGCGGAAAUAGAGAAGGAGAUUAACACCCUUGCAAAGAAGGCAAGCAAUGGGACAAUAUCCAUAGAUGAGAUGGCUGGAGGAACAUUCACAAUCUCCAAUGGUGGAGUCUAUGGAAGCCUUUUGAGUACACCGAUCAUCAACCCCCCACAAUCUGCGAUCUUAGGCAUGCACUCCAUAGUAUCUCGCCCUAUGGUGGUUGGUGGCAACAUUGUCCCGAGGCCAAUGAUGUAUGUUGCACUGACCUAUGAUCAUAGAUUAAUUGAUGGAAGAGAAGCCGUUUUCUUCCUGCGACGUAUUAAAGAUGUGGUUGAAGAUCCACGAAGGCUUCUCCUUGACUUGUAGGCACAUCGGAUUACUGAUGGCACGAGAGAGAUUUUUUUAUCACUUGAUAACAUGUCUCGAACCAAAAAAAUUGGUAGGCUUCUCGGUGCAUCAUUUACGAGUUCAUAUACAAAGCUCUCGGCAACCACAAUGAAUUGCAUCAUGACUUGUGUUUUUGCUAAAGCAGAGGUCUUUCAUUUGACUCCCCGUGGAAUUUGGAUUCCACCGUCACAUUGAACAUUGAUUUGUAAGAUUGUAUUUACUUUAGCUACAAUUUCUUCAAGUUCAAUAUCGAGUGAAAGCACAGCACGGGCUCAUUCAGGCUUUCACACUCGAUGUUUCUUAGCAUUGUACAAUCGCUUGGUCGUCCAAGUCUGUAAGGCAUACUUUGAGCUGCAACAAUUACACGUACCCCUCCCUUUCGGGGCAUGAUCAUAAAAUUGCUGGUUGUCGAAGGUAAUCUCUGUA
Musa acuminata AAA Group (dessert banana) is the source of this 2892-nucleotide messenger RNA. Its product is annotated as dihydrolipoyllysine-residue succinyltransferase component of 2-oxoglutarate dehydrogenase complex 2, mitochondrial-like. Gene Ontology annotation, molecular function: dihydrolipoyllysine-residue succinyltransferase activity. Lineage: Eukaryota; Viridiplantae; Streptophyta; Magnoliopsida; Zingiberales; Musaceae. Bases 1246 to 2445 code for a protein of 399 amino acids. Gene Ontology annotation, biological process: tricarboxylic acid cycle. The record is from RefSeq and is a predicted model, not a curated record. The transcript is spliced from 13 exons. Gene Ontology annotation, cellular component: oxoglutarate dehydrogenase complex; mitochondrion.